UGCUUAUUUGCGCGCACAAACACAAUCUUCUCAUUCUUAUCCUUGCUCACCACGAUCAGUGAAAAGACAUACUAAUCACAAAGAUGUCUUCAUUAGAAUUACUCAACCCUCGGGCUGAGUCUGUUAGACGUCAACAAGCCUUACAAGUCAAUACACAAGGUGCAAUUGGAAUAUCUAAUGUCUUGAAAAAUAGUUUGGGUCCAAAUGGUGCGGUGAAAUUGCUGGUUGAUGGAAGUGGAAACUUGAGAGUAUCAAAAAGUGGAAGUGUUUUACUAAAAGAGAUGCAAAUCACCAAUCCAACAGCAAGCAUGAUCGCACGCACUGCUGUUGCACAAGAUGAUCAAUGUGGAGAUGGAACGACAUCGGUUGUUUUAUUGGUCGGAGAAUUACUCAAACAAGCUGAUAGAUAUAUCCAAGAAGGCGUUCAUCCUCGUGUAAUCUCUGAAGGUUUCGAGGCAGCAAAGGAAGGUGCUUUGAAGUUUUUGGAAACAUUCAAGAAGCAGCCCAAGUUGGAUCGCUCUACUUUGGUCACAGUUGCACACACCUCCCUUUCGACAAAGAUUCACAGCAGAUUAGCCGAACAAUUAGCCGGUGAUAUUGUCGACGCAGUCCUAGCAAUCAAACCUUCAACUUCUACCACAGUCGCAGUGCCACCAAAACCAGCAGCAGAUGGCUCAUCUGAGAAGGUGGACGAAUGGCAAGUUUCUGAUCCAAUCGAUCUGCAUAUGGUUGAAAUCAUGAAGAUGCAACACCGUAGCGAAACAGAUACCCAUCUGAUCAGAGGUUUGGUUCUUGAUCACGGAGCAAGACAUGCCGAUAUGCCAAAGCGUGUGGAGAACGCAUAUGUGCUAACAUUGAACGUCAGCUUGGAAUAUGAAAAGACAGAGGUAAACUCAAGCUUCUUCUACUCUUCAGCCGAACAAAGAGAGAAAUUGGUCGAAUCAGAACGCAGAUUCGUCGACAGCAAAUUGAAGAAGAUCAUUGAAUUGAAAGAGGCAGUCUGUGAUAGUAAUGUAGGAGACAAGGACGAGAAGAAGAAAGGCUUUGUCAUCUUUAACCAAAAAGGUAUCGACCCUAUGUCUCUGGAUGUCUUGGCCAAACAUGGAAUUUUGGCAUUACGCAGAGCAAAGAGAAGAAAUAUGGAACGUCUACAACUAUGUUGCGGUGGUAUGGCAAUGAACUCGGUUGAUGAUUUGACGCCAGAAGUUUUGGGUUAUGCCGGACUGGUGUAUGAACAUACGUUGGGAGAGGAAAAAUUCACCUUUGUGGAAGAUACCAAGGAUCCAAAGAGUGUUACCCUGCUCAUCAAGGGCCCCAAUGCUCAUACCAUUCAACAGAUCCAUGAUUCCGUUCGAGGAGGAUUACGUGCUGUCAAACAUACAAUCGAAGACAACGCUUUGGUGCCCGGAGGUGGUGCAUUCCAGAUCGCUGCUGCUCAACAUUUGAUGGAUGUUGUGAAAAAGGAUGCUAAAGGACGAGCAAAAUUGGGAGUUCAAGCAUUCGCAGAUGCAUUGUUGAUCAUUCCCAAAACGCUUGCAUCUAAUGGUGGAUUUGACGUUCAAGAUGUUAUUGUUGCUUUGCAAGAAGAAUAUGCAGAUGGAAAUAUUGUUGGUUUAGAUCUCAAAACUGGAGAGCCAACGGAUGUGAUCACACAAGGUAUUUGGGAUCAAUACCGUACCCUUCGACAUGCUCUUCAUAGUUGUUCGGUGAUCGCAUCGAAUAUUUUAUCUGUUGAUGAAAUCUUACGAGCAGGAAGAAGUUCACUCAAGAAUGAACAACCAGGUCCAUGAAGGGAGGAAAAGAGGGAAAAUGAAGUUGAAAUCGAAGGAUUUUGUACAAUUUACAUCAAUGCCAUCCAAUUCAUUACAUUAUAGAUACACGUGGCUAUGAUGGGAAGCAAAGUUUAGAUAAGCACAUAUUUGAUCCCGUAUUCUGACAUUCAGGCUAAUCUAUUGUUUCCCGGGAUAUGAGAUUGAAGAAGAUCUUGGAAGAACAAUGCUUUUUUGACUGCCACAAUUGAACUCCUUACUUUAGAUAAAGACUUAGGAAGAAUGAAAAAGCAAAAAGCG
Messenger RNA from Meira miltonrushii, 2069 nucleotides. Its product is annotated as putative CCT6-component of chaperonin-containing T-complex. The transcript has a single exon. Gene Ontology annotation, molecular function: ATP hydrolysis activity; ATP binding; ATP-dependent protein folding chaperone. Lineage: Eukaryota; Fungi; Basidiomycota; Exobasidiomycetes; Exobasidiales; Brachybasidiaceae. Gene Ontology annotation, biological process: protein folding. Bases 84 to 1790 code for a protein of 568 amino acids. Gene Ontology annotation, cellular component: chaperonin-containing T-complex. The record is from RefSeq and is a predicted model, not a curated record.